AUGGCAGAGAUAUCUAUAUCGCGGACAACGGUUUCUACCGUAUUUACUACAGGGACCUCUUAUGAAGCAGUCGAUGUAUGGGUCAAGGCGCCAGGACAGACAGUGUUUAGCUUUUCGACGGAAUUUUGGAACACUUUCACUACCGCAUCAACUACCUCUUCAACUACUGCUUCAACUACUUCUUCCUCGACUACAUCUUCUACAUCCACAACGGACAGCUCGAGUACGACUUCGAGCCGAGUAUCACCGUCCCUCAUAAAUGCUACUCAGUCGGCCGAGUCAGAUGGCAACUCAGGUCUCUCCAGUGGAACCGUCGCUGGGAUUGCCAUCGCGUGCGCUGUCGCGGGGUUAAUAAUGGGAAUUAUAUUAGGUAUUUUCUUAUUCCGACAGCGAAGGCGGCAAGGGUCGGGUGAUAGGUCGCGCGGAGGAGAAUAUGAUAGCCAGGAGAAGCCUUUGCAGAGUCAUAUAUCAACAGAUAGACUGCAGCUGGACCAAUUUCUCUUAGAUCCAACCCCGGAUGCUGAAAUACGCACGGAGCUUCGUUCGUUGAGCCAGCUGCUGCAACAGCAUGUCGAAAAUAACUACCAUAGCCUGCCGGUUUCGCGUAAUGUAGAUAUCCUGUCUGCGGAGCUGGCUCGUCUAGGAGUAGGCCAGGGCGAUACUUUAAAGGCCGAUACGCUUGCUUCUUUAGCCCUAAACCCGAGAAGUCGAUGUAGUGCUAUUCAGCACAUCAUUGCCAGCGUUACAUUUGCCAGCGUCACCCUUGAUGCGAUUUCGCCCUUAUCUCUACUUCCACAGGCGGUAUCCUCGUUCGCCUCCUUGAUACCAGCUACGGAGAGCUUCAGAGGAAAUUCAGACGGUGAGCAGAGUAGCCUGGUUAAUGACAUUGCGAAUACUGAUACAUACGUGAUUAUAACAGCCGUCAAUGCCGCAUUCACUCGAUGGCGACAGUUAUCCGCCUUCUUGCUUCACCCAAGCAGGAGCGAUAGGACGCCAUUGGUCCCAUCUGAAGAUGUUAGCACUCGUCAAGCGCAACGGCUUGCAGAGGCCCUGAAUGUCUUCCUCGAGCCUUUCGUAGCGGGCGACCGCGAUGACAGAUACGAACAGGAGAACCACUUGCGGGAAGUAAUCGUAGAAUGCGCUACGUUUGGCUAUUUGUUAUUCUCUCAGCCCUCGGAGUAUCGUUUCCGCUUCGAAGAUGGUAUGAAUGCGAAUCACAUAAUUGUUUUCCCUGGGGUAGAUAGGAUUAGUGAUGAAGACGGUCAUAGAUACCCUUCGAUGAUUCAACCAGUCGUCACGCCUGUUGUUGAAAGCUUUUAG
Molecule: messenger RNA, 1320 nt
Organism: Daldinia childiae
Lineage: Eukaryota; Fungi; Ascomycota; Sordariomycetes; Xylariales; Hypoxylaceae
Exons: 1
Coding region: 1-1320 (439 amino acids)
Source: RefSeq, a predicted model, not a curated record